Molecule: messenger RNA, 1158 nt
Organism: Malassezia japonica
Lineage: Eukaryota; Fungi; Basidiomycota; Malasseziomycetes; Malasseziales; Malasseziaceae
Gene: YDJ1
Product: Type I HSP40 co-chaperone
Exons: 2
Coding region: 1-1158 (385 amino acids)
Biological process (GO): protein refolding
Cellular component (GO): nucleus; cytoplasm; cytosol
Molecular function (GO): Hsp70 protein binding
Source: RefSeq, a predicted model, not a curated record
AUGGUGAAGGCAUACCGCAAGAAGGCGCUGUCGCUGCACCCUGACAAGGGCGGUGACCCUGAGCUCUUCAAGGAAGUCACGAAUGCAUACGAGAUCCUCUCUGACUCGGACAAGCGCGAGAUGUACGACCGCUUCGGCAUGGAGGGUGUGUCGGAGUCUGGUGGCAUGGGCGGCGGCAUGGACCCCCAGGACCUCUUCUCGCAGCUGUUCGGCGGCGGCGGCGGCGGUUUCUUUGGCGGCGGCGGCCGCCCCCGUGGCCCCAAGAAGGGCAAGGAUCUGAUCCACCGUGUCAAGGCGACCCUCGAGGACCUGUACAAGGGCAAGCUCACCAAGCUGGCCCUGCAGAAGCAUGUGCUGUGCUCCAAGUGUGAUGGGCGCGGCGGCAAGGAGGGCUCGGUGAAGACGUGCAACACCUGCCACGGCCAGGGUAUCAAGGUGGUCCUCCGCCAGCUCGGCCCGAUGGUGCAGCAGAUGCAGCAGGCAUGCACAGACUGCCAGGGCACCGGUGAGCAGAUCGACCCCAAGGACCGCUGCAAGGCGUGCAGCGGCAAGAAGAUCACGCAGGAGCGCAAGGUGCUCGAGGUCCGUAUCGACAAGGGUAUGGAGGACGGCCACCAGAUCACCUUUAAGGAGGAGGCCGACCAGGCGCCGAACACGAUCCCCGGCGAUGUGAUCAUUAUUGUGGACGAGCAGCCGCACCCCCGCUUCAAGCGCAAGCGCAACGAUCUGUUUGUCGACGUCAAGGUCGACCUGCUCACCGCGCUCGCCGGCGGCAAGCUCGGCAUCGAGCACCUCGACGACCACGCGCUCUCGGUCGACAUCCCUGCCGGCGAGAUCAUCAAGCCGGGUGACAUGAAAGUGCUGCGCGGUCAGGGUAUGCCCUCGUACCGCCACCACGAGCUCGGCGAUCUGUACGUGAACCUCUCGGUGGACUUCCCCGAUAGCCUGUCGGAGGAGCAGCGCGGCCUGCUCGAGAAGGCGCUUCCGCCCCGCACCACCAAGGCGAACCUGCCGAACAAUGUGGACGUGGAGGACGUCGUGAUGGAUACCAUUGACGAUAACGAGGCCCACCGUGCGCGCACGGGUCCCGCCUCGGGCGCCGAUAUGGACGACGACGAGGCCGGCGGCGGUCCCCAGGUGCAGUGCGCCCAGGGCUAG